Molecule: messenger RNA, 2349 nt
Organism: Oxyura jamaicensis (ruddy duck)
Lineage: Eukaryota; Metazoa; Chordata; Aves; Anseriformes; Anatidae
Gene: TESMIN
Product: testis expressed metallothionein like protein
Exons: 10
Coding region: 137-1159 (340 amino acids)
Biological process (GO): regulation of DNA-templated transcription
Cellular component (GO): nucleus
Source: RefSeq, a predicted model, not a curated record
AUGAGACAUUUAAUAUAUAAAAUAGUUAUAAAUUAAACACUCUUUUCUUCAGGUGUUUAGACCAUUAAUACCUCCAGCUGCAGGUGAGAAUAACUGUAUUUGUUAUGACCAAUAUAAGGGAAUCCAAACCAGUCCUAUGCAGUCAAAAAACUUGCCAGAUUGCUUAAGUGAAUCUUCCAGCGGUAUUUGUGGCUUACCUCAGACUAAUGCUUCUGCCUGUGAUGAAAUAGUGAUCUGUCAGUUGGAAGGAGGUACUCAAAUACUCUGCAUAAACAAUUGUGCCACACAGGAACUAAAACCAGUUUAUCUAUUGCCCCAGUAUCAAGACCAACAUAAUUAUCUUCAAUCUGAUGUGGGCAACCCUGCAACAGCUGUACUGGGGCAGUAUUUGCCUGUUUCAGGUAAACUGGAUCUGAAUGAGCAGGAGUUUCAACAUGGAUCCUUACAAUCGGUAGCUAGCACUGCCACAUUCCAGCCAGAAUCAAACCUGCAAAUGGAAGUGCCUUCAGCUGGCCUACAUUUUCGUUCAGGGUUUACAAAGUCUAAGAAACCGUGCAACUGCACAAAAUCUCAGUGUCUUAAAUUAUAUUGUGAUUGCUUUGCCAAUGGUGAUUUUUGCUGCAAUUGCAACUGCAACAAUUGUUACAACAAUCCGCUUCAUGAAACUGAGCGAUUUAAAGCCAUUAAGGUCUGUCUUGAUAGAAACCCAGAAGCUUUCCUACCAAAGAUUGGGCAAACAAAACUGGGAGAAGUUAAACCUCACCAUAACAAAGGAUGCAAUUGCAGGCGUUCAGGAUGUCUCAAGAAUUAUUGUGAGUGCUUUGAGGCUAAAAUUAUGUGUUCCUCUAUUUGUAAAUGCAUUGGUUGCAAAAAUUAUGAAGAAAGUCCAGAUAAAAAAAACCAGCUGACUGCGCUAAACUACAUGGACAUAGGAAGUAAUGAAGGAAAUAACCCAGUUUUAACAUCAGCAUUGGAAAUAUUACCAAAAUUGGAAAAGGACAGGCUGAGAUGUCUGUCUUGGGAAGAAGUGAAAGCAACAUGUACUUGUCUCCUGGUGCAAGCUGAAGAGGCAGAAAAACGAGGAUACUCUGACUGUCUAGGUGAACGCAUGAUCAUGGAGGAAUUUGGGAGGUGUUUAUCCCAGAUUUUACAUGCAUAAUUAAAAUCUGCAAGACUUAAGGUUUUCAAUAAUUUGCCAUGUAUUAUAAAGCCAAUGAGUAUUAGUAAGGGUAUAUUGUCUGUCUCCACAAUUUUGCUGCUUAAUGAUCUUACCUUGAUCUUUCAUAGGACUAAUUUCAUUGACUUUUGAUGAAUUAUUUCUGGGUUGUGCUGGUGUAAGUGAAAUCCAUGUAAUAUCUAGCAUUUUUUCAAGUAACUUAAUACAAAAGAAAGCCUACUAUAUUUCCUACUAAAAAAGAUUUUCUCUGUACUUAAGAUUUUCUGAAGAACUGGCCCAGUCUUUUCCUAGACUUUUUAAAGUAAGUUUAACUUAAAAUGACUUUGGAUGUUUGUGAGUAGACAUCAGUAAAAACUGAGUAAAAAAUUCCUGUCUUAUUUUGGUUAUUAAGUGAAUGGUGAAGAAAUGUAAUUUCCAGUGGUAGUAGGUAAAUCUGCUGCGUUUAGCUUUGGAUCCUCUCUGGUUUGGGAGCUUAUUUUUCCUGUCUGCUAAUGUACUAUUUUUGGAAAAGAGAGCAACAUUUUCAAUUGGUUUUGUAUUCAGUGUUGGAAAAAAAAACAAACAGCUAAAACAAUACUGGCAUCCUUUUCACAGUGCCACCCUCCCUCCUACCCCCUCAUCUCCUACUCCCUCCCCCUAACUUUUUUCCAACAGUAGCUUUCGUAGACAUAGAGCCUGUCUAAUAAAAAGGAGGAAUUUGACAUCCUUUUUUCUCCUAUCUUAAAGUACAAGAGUAUGUGACAGAAAAAUCUUUUAUGAACCUUUUAAGAUUAUGAAAUCUUAUGAAAAGAUUUUAUGAAUCUUUUAUAUAAAAUUAAAAUUUGCUGAAACCUAGAUUUGCAAUCCAGUUUCCCUAAAAGUUUGCAAUAACUUUUGUUUGUUUAUUUAUUUUGGUAUGUUUAAAAUCUAAAAUGCUACACACUCAGUAUGUAUAAAAACUAAAAUGUGUAAAAUUUUCAUGUCUCUCUGUGAUAUAUUUUCUGCUUCUUGUUCUCACUGUUGUUCAAUUUUAUUUUCUCCAAGAGGAGUAAGCUAUUUGCUGCCAUAUUGUUAUCUAAAUGAUUUGACAGAUUAUAUAAAAAAUAAUGCUGUUUGUUUUUAGGUGUAUUUAUGCUAGGUUAAUAAUAUUUGCUUGAAUAUUUCUGACUUUUGUGCUGAAAAGAAUAAAGAUA